Messenger RNA from Ostertagia ostertagi, 486 nucleotides. Lineage: Eukaryota; Metazoa; Nematoda; Chromadorea; Rhabditida; Trichostrongylidae. The record is from the annotation of a GenBank genome assembly.
AUGUACGUGGCUCUCUGGUACAAAUACGGGAAGCCGAUCCACGGACGAGCAUGGAAUAACAACGGCGGUGUGGAGUGUUCAUUUCCAUACAAGAAAGCAGAACUCACCACAAAACGUGAACUCGAAGGGCACAUUCAAAUUCUCACAUAUAAGGGCAACUACAAGACACUAGGAUACUGGUAUGAAUGGCUGCCACUGAAAUCCCGAUUCGACGACACUACAGAUCGUGAACUUGUAAAGUGUGGGCAGUCAACGCCUAUUCUGAUGACAUGCGCCGACAAGGAGAAACGUCUUGGAUAUCUCGACUUGAGCACAGAAGUCGCUAUGGUCGCCUACAAUAAAAAAGUGGAGCAAAUAGCUGGCGGAGCCACGCAAGAGUGCCUCGGAAUCUUCCGGAAUUACAAACCACCACCAAAUGUGAUCGUUGAAGACGAUCAAUGGGAAGAUACCAAAUGGGGAAACGAGUUCCCGAAAAACGUUGAACCG